Molecule: messenger RNA, 2565 nt
Organism: Nelumbo nucifera (sacred lotus)
Lineage: Eukaryota; Viridiplantae; Streptophyta; Magnoliopsida; Proteales; Nelumbonaceae
Product: Ubiquitin carboxyl-terminal hydrolase family protein
Molecular function (GO): RNA binding
Source: RefSeq, a predicted model, not a curated record
UUAAUCUCCUAUGAUAUCAUAGCAGAUUCGAGCUAAGACAUCCAAAAAAUGGCACUCUCUAAUUUCAUUUCCAGCCCCAAACACAAAACCAUUCCCUCCCUCCCAACGUCCUUCCUCCCUCCCAAACCCUCAUCUCUGAGGCCUCACCGGAACCCUAAAACCAGAACAAAGAACAACAAUCUCUCAACCUCAAUCUCAUUAUCUUCAUCAUCCAUAAAAAUCGUUCGAAACCCAUCUCUAGACAAGCACGUAGUGAAGUCGAACAAGCUUCGAUUCGUCCAAAAGCUCAAAACCCUGCUCCUCUCAAAGCCCAAACAUUACAUCCCUCUCCACAUCCUCACCAAAUGUCGCUCCUACCUCUCUCUCCCACCCCCUCGCUCCCUCCUCUCCAUGAUCCACCGCUACCCCUCCAUUUUUCAGCUCUUCACCCUCCCAAAUCCUCCCACCUCCCUCUCCCGCUCAGACUCCCAACUCUGCGUCCGCCUCACCCCAGCCGCGGCCGCUCUCGCUACCCAAGAAUCCCACCUCAAGUCCUCCAUCUCCGCCACCUUGGCCAACAAGCUCCAGAAGCUCCUGAUGCUCUCUUCUCACCGUCGUCUCCUCCUUUACAAGCUUGCCCACCUGGGCCCAGACCUCGGCUUUCCUCCCAACUUCCGCUCCCGCCUCUGUAAUGAACAUCCUGACCGUUUCAAGACUGUUGACACCUCUUAUGGCCGAGCUCUUGAGCUUGUCUCCUGGAACUCGAAUCUUGCUGUUCCUAUCGCCUCCCCAGACACCCGGCCGCGUGAUUUGAUUGUGGACAGGCCGUUGAAGUUCAAGCAAUUGAGACUCAGAAAGGGGCUGAAUUUGAAGAAGCGGCACAGGGAGUUUUUGAUAAAGUUCGGCGAGUUACCGGAAGUUUCACCAUAUAGUACUCCUGUAGGGGUGUUGAUGCCGGAGUCGAUUGAGGCGGAGAAGAGGGCUUGUGCGGUGGUGAGAGAGGUGUUAGGAAUGACGGUUGAGAAACGGACACUGAUUGAUCAUUUGACUCAUUUUCGCAAGGAAUUUGGCCUGCCGAACAAGUUGAGGGCAAUGCUGGUGAGGCACCCGGAGUUGUUUUAUGUGAGCUUGAAGGGUCAGAGAGACUCUGUGUUCUUGGUGGAAGGGUAUGAUGAGAAGGGAGAGUUGUUGGAGAAGGAUGAGCUUUUAGUGACUAAGGAGAGAUUGAUGGAGCUGGUCAGGGAAGGCAAGAGGAUGAGGAGAGAGAGGAGGAAAGGUGGUGUUACUGUUAUUGAUGAUGAAGAUGAUAAUGAACAGUAUACUGAUAAUGAUGGUGAUGAUGAUGGAUUUGAUAAUUUGGUUGAGGAGGAAUGGGAAGAUUUUGGUAUAGAAGAUGGUGUUAAUGAUAGCAAUGGUGAGGUGUGGGAUGUUGAGGAAGGGAAAUUUUGGGUGGUUGCGGGUUCUUCAGCUGUUAAUGUAAAUGAUCAAGGGGGAGCAAGAUCAAUGGAGUCUUGGUAAGUUAAUCUUCAUUGAAAAUUCUAAUUAUGUUCUGUUAGUUUUGGUCAUUCAUGGCUUAUGCACAUAAUCAAGAUUGUACGGAAAAGUCAUGCAGUAGAUGAAGAUGAGCUAUUAUUGAAUACGGAGAGGUUGAUGAAGUUGGUUAGGGAAAGGCAAUAAGAUUUGGAGAGAGAGGAGGAAAGGUAAUGUUACUGUUAUUGUUUCUGGAGAAGAUAAUGAACACUGAUGAUGGGUUUGACAAUUUGUUUGAGGAAGAAUGGGAAGAUUUUGGUGUAGAAGAUGAUAAUGAUAACAAUGGUGAAUUGUGGGAUGUUAAAGGAAAUUUGGGACUGUUGAGGGUUCUUCAGUAGCGAGUUGACAACUGUUAUUGAUGAUGAUAAUCUUGAUGGUGCUACCGUUAUUGAUGAUGAAGAUGAUAAUUAUGGGUUUGAGAACCUGUUUGAGGGGGAAUGGGGAAGAUGAUGAUAAUGAUGACAAUGUAGCGCGUUGUGGGAUUCUGAAGAAGGGAAAGUUUUGGACUGUUUGAGGGUUUUUUGGCUGUUACUGUAAAUGAUGAAUGGGGAGGAAGGUCACUGGAGUCUUGGUAAGUAAAUCUUGGUGGAAACUAUCUUUCUUUCUGUUAGUUUUGGUCAUUCAUGGCUUUUGCACGUAAUCAAGAUUGCACAGAAAAAUCAUGCAGUUUGAUGAAGAAUUGUACCUAAUUCACAGUUUCAUUCUUUAAUCUCUUGAGAAGGAUUGUUUAUUCUAUACAGACAAAUUUACCCCAGAAAUGGGUUUGACAAUGCAGAUAGAUAAUUCAUGCUUCAUGAAAAGGCAUUUGUAAUUCCUGAACAGCACAUCAAGUCUACGAACUGCAGACCAGUGGUUACUUGUUAGGAUUAGUGAAUCGGAAACCUAUAAUUGUAUAGGCAUCAGAAGAGAAUAGGCCAGGCCAGGUUAUUAAGUCAUUGGGAAGAUUAUCUAAACAUGUCCUGUAGUACUGAAGCUGAUUGUGGGAGUAGUAAAAUGUUAAAAGGAAGAUACCCACUCGAAAAAUUUUGAAUUAAGGCUCCGUUCACUUUUCAGUAA